Molecule: messenger RNA, 693 nt
Organism: Aspergillus fischeri NRRL 181
Lineage: Eukaryota; Fungi; Ascomycota; Eurotiomycetes; Eurotiales; Aspergillaceae
Product: GILT family protein
Exons: 2
Coding region: 1-693 (230 amino acids)
Molecular function (GO): oxidoreductase activity, acting on a sulfur group of donors, disulfide as acceptor
Source: RefSeq, a predicted model, not a curated record
AUGAGGGGUGAUGUGGUGCCGCUGAUGGAGCACAAGCCUGAGGCAUCAGUGAUUGACAACAAAGUUCUGCUGGAAGCUCACGUCAUGAGCAAAUGCCCAGACGCCCGUGAUUGUCUGCAAAAAUUGGUAGUUCCUGCCAUGGAGCAGAUCAGUGACAAAGUAGACUUCGGUUUGUCAUUCAUCGCAAGUGUAUCCAACAAAUCUGCCGAUGUAGUAUGCAAACAUGGUCCUGCUGAAUGCAUAGGCGACAUGCUCAUUCUCUGUGCUGCGAAUCUCCCUUUCCCACCGGAGGGACGAAGCAUGCUUCGCACCCCAACGAUCCGCUCCCUGGGCUUCGCCAACUGCCUGAUCAGUUCCUAUGAGAAGAUCCCAGAGCGCUCAUUUGUCGAGCAAUGCGCUUUGGAACAUGGCAUCGAUUUUGAUGCCUUGAACGAGUGUGCCAGCCAGCAGGACGAUGACCCUGGCCAUCACGGAGGGGACAAGGAUCCCCUCAGCGGUAUCGCGCUGCUCCGCAAGAGUGCCCUGUACAGCGAGGCGCUUGGUGUCAGAACUAGCUGUACCGUCCGGCUAGAUGAGCAAGUGUGGUGUGUUCGUGACGACGGCGUGUGGAAAGACUGUGCCCAAGGAGGAAGAGGUAGUCAGGUUUCUGUGCUUGUUGAGGAGAUCGAGAAGAUUUAUAGAAAGCGGAAUUAA